ACCCAAUGAUGAUGAGAAAAGGGAUGACGAAGCCAGUCACCGUUACAACCAGGAUAUAUGGCAGUAUUAUGUUGUCUCUGGAAUGACUUCAGACAAGGCCCACUUCCUGUGGCAGCCAUCACGAACUGAAUCUACAUGGUUGGAGUAACCUUUCACCAUUCCAUAAAGGUAGAACUUCAUGUCCACCUGGAUGGAGCUAUUAAACCAGAAACUAUUUUAUACUUUGGCAAGAAAAGAGGAACACAACUCCCAGCAGAUACUGUAGAAGGCCUCCUACAACAUAUUUGUUCGAAAAAGCCAACUUGUUUCACAGAAUUCAUAGGAAAGUUUUCUAUCUACUUGCCAGCAAUAACGGGAGACCGUGAGGCUAUUGAAAGGAUCGCUUAUGAGUUUGUGGAAAUGAAGGCCAAGGAGGGUAUCAUCUAUGUUGAGGUCAGGUACAGCCCUCACCUCCUUGCCAGCAGUGACCAAAAUGGACCUGUCACUCCGGAUGACGUGGUUAGACUUGUUAAUCAAGGACUGAAAGCUGGAGAGAAGGCUUUCAACAUCAAAGCCAGGUCUAUUCUAUGCUGCAUACGCCACGAGCCAAAAUGGUCACCAGAAGUAGUAGAGCUGUGUAAGAAGUAUCACAAUGAUACCGUGGUUGCUAUAGACCUAGCUGGAGAUGAGUCCUUAAAAACUGACUUCUGCUUAAACCAUCAGGAGGCUUAUAAGAAAGCAGAACAACUUGGCAUUCAUCGGACUGUUCAUGCUGGUGAAGUCGGGAAUGUCCAGGGCAUUAAAGAGGCAAUUAACGUCCUAAAAGCAGAGCGUAUUGGCCAUGGCUACCAUGUCUUUGAAGAUGAAGCUUUCUAUAAACAACUGUUAAAAGACAAUAUACACUUUGAGGUCUGCCCAUGGUCUAGUUACCUCACUGGAGCAUGUACAGCACCCUUCAGUGAACAUCCAAUAAUAAGGUUUAUGAAAGAUGGGGCAAAUUACUCAUUGAACACAGAUGAUCCUCUUAUAUUCAACUCCACAAUUCACAAAGACUACAAAAUAGCUCAUGACUAUAUGGGCUUCAGUGAGGAGGAAUUCAAGAGAUUGAACAUAAAUGCUGCCAAGUCCAGCUUCACCACAGAGAAAGAGAAGAAGGAGCUUCUCCACAAACUCUACGAAGCCUAUGACAUUGUGCAAAAUACAGAUUUCUAAUUUCUAAUCCCUCUUAUGACAGCCAGCCUUGACUACCUUCCUUCGCCACUUUCCUGACAACUUUUAAGCUCAUCAAAAACAAUGCACAGACUUAGUAUUAUUAUGUUUACUACUACUAUCUGUGGGGGGCAUGCACUAUAUUAUAUACAGAACAGUAUUCCUGUGAUGAUUGUAUCAUAUCUACCUACAGCAGCUAAAUCCCAUAGCUAAGAUGAGAGCUUCAGCUGUUGGGCUGUAUAGAAAUAAAAUACAUAAAAUAAAUGAGUGCUGUGAGUUUACAUGCUCUUUUUGUAGGCUGGCAACAUUGCAACCUUUUCACAGAUCUGAAAGGUUAGAAGAGGGAUUGCCGCUUCCAGCAAUUAUAUUAAUCUCACUUUCCACUUUGAUAUACAGGUUUUGCAGGCUUUUUAUUAUUUCAAAAACUUAUUUGAUCAAAAGCGAACUAAAGAGAGGGGUGUGUGUGCUUCUGAAAGUGCGUAUAUGCACACACACACAUGUGUACACACACAGGAAAACAAAAUCAAAGCAAUUUCCUCUGUCUUAAAAUGACAUAGAUUUUGUUGUGAUUGGUCUUUGUUUUGUUUACCCUUAAAUGCAAAAGAGUGAGAAAUAAAAUCAUAAAAGUCUAUCGCUGCUGGCAUAUGUUUUAGAGCAUGCCUCCUCAAACUACUGCCCCGGGGCCGGAUCCAGCCUGCCAUGCCCAUUUAUCCGGCCCGCCAUGCCCAUUUGGAUGCACCGCACACGCCGCCACUCACCUUGCCGUGCAUGUGGGGAGGCAGCGGUUUGCUCACACGGAGAAUGCAAUCUCUAAGCGAGCAAGCCGCUGCCACAUGCGCCCGCCUCGCGGCACGUGCCCGCCUUGCCUACCCUCCCGCCGCGUGCCCCACUCCUGCCUCAGUGCACGCCCUGCCCCCGUGCCGGCCCACGCGCACCGCCGGCCCCACCCUUCCGGCCCACGCCCGGCACCGGCACCUUUCAACCGGCCCCCUGGUCAAAAAGUUUGAGGACCCCAGUUUUAGAGAUUUGUCAUCUUUUGAAGGAAGCUCUCCUGUAAAAAUGACUGUGGAUUUGUUUCAGCCUGUACUUCAUUCCAUUUAAUGCUUUUUUAAUUCCAUCGAAUUCUUGAUUGCUAAUAUCCAAAAUUAGUGACUCAGGUUCAGAUACAGUUGCCUGUACUUUGGAGAUAGGAUUCCUGUCUAUAGUUCAAGAAGACUAGCCAAUUGUAUCACUUUUCAUAUAGUGGAAUGUGAAUGGGGAUCACAGUGAACUUCCUCCAGGCACACAACUGCGUCUGAUAUGUGCACAUAGUUUCCAAUAUAAUGAUGGUUUGCAUAAAAGUCUGAUUUUGCAUGCUAUUCUUUCUUUCUGAAUUGUGGUAGGUAACUAUGCUAGUCACCAAAUGCAGCACUUUCCCGCUUGUAAUCAAACUUGUGUAAAAUGUCUUAAGCUGGGUAAGUGCAAAUAAACAGAAAAGGGUGCUUUAAAAAUAUAAACUGAUUUCACAGAAGAUGCGAACCUUUUAUUUUUUUAUUUUUAUUCCAGUAUAUUUGCUGAGACAAUUGCCUUGUCUGCUACUUGCACUAUGGAAACUGCCCUAUAUAACUGGCAGUUUUGACACAUGUAUGUUAUAUAUAGCACACUCCUUUUCUCUUCUCUGUGACCAACAGCAAAGUAACUUUAUAUAAUGGUGCUAGAGUAACUUGUUUUAACUAUGCUAGGUUCUCAACAUGCUCGAUUGCAAACCAGUUAGCCUAAAUCACAAGAGGACUAAUUUAGAUUAAAUGGAAGCAUUUCAAUUUAACUUUAUAAGUAAAUAUCUUGAAUGACAUGGCAGUGGAAUAAUUCUGUUUCAUGCAGGAAUAAAUCAUAUAGAAUAAACAGCAAAAUGAUAAUUGCAGCAGUACAAAUCCAUGUGGCUUCAUUCCCAUGUAAAUAUGUGGGAUUUCUUUUAGUGAUUGUAAACUGUAUCUGUUAUAUAAACUUUGCUAUAUAAAUGAUAAACUUCGCCUCCUAGAUUCACAGAAAUCUUCCAUUCUAGAACUUUACACUCCAGAUACAUGGACUUGGAUUCCUAACUUUCCUUUCAUGAUUGGAACAGAGUUCAUGGAACUGAGCUUUUCCUUUUCUCCUCUCUCCAUACAGCUCCUCAGAAAUCUCCUGCUGGGAAAUAGAGGAGCCUUGGUGGGGCGGGGGCGGGGGGGAGUGUGCAGAGCUGCAGCUGGAAGGAGGUUGGAAAUGGAACUCAAUCCCUUCCUGUCUUUAGGAUCCAAAACACAGUAUCCAAAGUGAUGCAUCAAAAUGCCAUGAUUGUUUGUUCUAUGGCGCAGCUUCUUUUAACAUAGCCAGAUUUAUAUCUUUGUUUUGCCUCUGUGCAUCAUUCUCAAGAAUAAUUUCUGACAGUCCAAGCAAACGUGACAAUAAAUGCCCAGUUGCUCCUCUCAUCUUCCAUAAUAUUUAAUAUAACUUAAUGGGUAUCAUGGCAUUUUGUUUCCCUACCCUGGCACAUGGCAGGCAACAGGAUGGGGGUUGGGAAGUGAAGGUGGUUGCGAUACUGCUAAAUUUUUAUUGAAGGGAGGGCGAUGGCUAACUACUAUUUUCAGAAGUGGCUGUGCAUUUAGCACAGCUUUCCCCAACCUGGUGAUCUCCAGAUGAAUUGGUGAGAAUAAUGGGAGCUGCAAUCUAAUGCAUUUGAAGGGCACCAGUUUAGGGAAGGAUGACAUAACAUCUGGUUUUUGCCCAGAGAGACAUGGAAAACUGGAUUCACACAGCCCUUAUUUCCCUAUGAACAAGAGCUGUUUUAAUGUUUGUGGCUGUAUCUUUAAACAUGCAUUGCCCACAGUAUGAAUGUGUAUUCCUAACAAAUGAAUAUCAAAUACAGGUUAAGUUGGAAACUUAAGUAAAUUUGUGAAAACUCUGAAGAAACAACCAUGAAUUGCUUUUUGUUUUGGAAAUAUUUAGUUUAGUAACUUGGAGCACUCCCAUGUUAGCUAAUUCCUAGCCAUUUUUGUGUUUCUCAUGUGGCUCAGGAUGUUAAUGAACGAAUUCUUAACUUCUAAACAAGGGCUUUGGCAAACAAGGUUCAUUCUAAGCCUUUACCCAAGCCUACAAUCUGCAAGCUUUAGUUUUGAUGCCCUUUAUAACCUAAGCAAGGUUAUAGUGGUUUCCCUGAAUACAAUUUUAUCAAGAAACCAGGCUUCCUUUCAAGACUGCAUCUGUGAAAAAAACAGAUCAUCUGCAGACUUGCAGCUUGUUUCCAGCUACCUCUACAUGUUGGCACUUGAGAUCCUCUUUAGGCCUGACUGUUAAGUCUUGCAGGGUUUCGUAGGCUAAAUGUCACAGAGCUAACUGUAGCUGCUUCAGACAUGAAUGACGAUACUUUCUGGUUUCACUUCAAUGCAAGCAAGGUGGAUUCUAAAGUAGCAGGUGUAUCUGUUGGCCACAUUCAGACUCCCAAAUGAUCUUGUUCCUAAUGGUGCAGAAAACUGGAACACGCGACCCUUCUGUGUCAGUGUUAUACAGGGCCUAACUGUUAAAGAACUUGGCACUGCAUUAUUCCAAUUUGUACGCAGAAAUAGUUAUGCAUUUACAAUAUGUCAGUAUUUAAAGUUUGUAACAAAGCUGAGGAAAACAUAGAAGUUGGUGCUGCCAUUUCUCUGGUGGUUUAAAAGGCUGGUAUUGGAAUCUUCAAACACCAAACACCUGCCUCCAGUGACUGGUUUAGACUUCAUUGUUUUGUAUGUGGGGAAAAGACUGUCUUGCAUAGCGCUCAUCUCAGAAAAUAAAGCCAGUGAAUAAUGGCUAUACCAACAACAAGGAAACACUCUUAUUGUAAACAAAAAUCAGAGCUAUAUAAAGAGGAAUUAUUUUGUUACUUUUGUAAUGUUUGAAAAGCUAGACUGCUUGUAAAUUGUUCUAAUAUCAGUACCUGCCGCCUUAUUUUGUAAUAGUUCUUUUGAAUUGAUUUGUGAGGAGAUAGUUCACAUCCCAAAGAACAAACCAGAAUGUAUCUCCUGAUUUAAUAUAAUAAAGCUCAUUUUAACAACUUGAGUAUUUCAUGUUUGUCUUGGCCAUGACAAAAUAAAUGCAGGCCAAAAUCAAUGCGUGAUUAGGAAGAAACAAAAUGUGUGGAGUUUUCAGUGAGAUAUUGUUAAAACUCAAAGGUGGAUUAGAGGAAGGGGAGGGACGGCUACAGUGUUCUGUGUGGGCUGCAGUGGUUACACAGAACUUUUAGGCUGUUCUGUGGGUAUAAUGAAACGAAUGGAAAUAGAGAAGCUUUAGGCUGGAUAGAUGCUUAGAAUGCCUGUUGCAUAAUGCAGGAGAAAUGGGAGCUUGUGAUACACAAGAAGGAUAAAAAACAGGAGCACAUGUAGUUCGGUUUCAGUUGCCUAUCUCCUUCCACCAGCGAUUUCUUUUUUUCAUGAAAAGCAGCUUUGGAUGGCUGCAAGCUGACAUUAACAAAACUAGCUAGCUGUUUCCUUCCUUCCUGUUGUUAGCACAAAUUCCUCAUGGCAGCUGUUCUCCCCAUACUUUUUUCCCAGUGAGGAACAAUUUUGACUAAUGAGAGGGAAAAGAACAGGCAGAGGCAUCAUCCCCCAUGCGGCUUGUCUCUUCCACGCUUGCAGCUUCUCCAGCCGCCUUUCAUUGCAGGAUAUCCCUGGCAAAUUCAGUUAAAAAUCCAUUAAUGUUGGUAGCCAAAGAACCUGGACAGCCUCAUAUUCGUGCAGUAGGUAACCUGGCCACAUCUAGAUAUUUUCAACUGUAACUCCCACCAGUCCUAACAAGUAGGUCAGUGAUUGUGAAGGUUGCAGUCCAAAACGUACUUGAGGACUGUGGAGUGCCUGUCCUUGGUG
This is a messenger RNA of Varanus komodoensis (Komodo dragon), 6041 nucleotides long. It is a transcript of the gene ADA, whose product is annotated as adenosine deaminase. Gene Ontology annotation, cellular component: external side of plasma membrane; cytosol. Gene Ontology annotation, molecular function: adenosine deaminase activity. Gene Ontology annotation, biological process: negative regulation of adenosine receptor signaling pathway; adenosine catabolic process; hypoxanthine salvage. The transcript is spliced from 12 exons. NCBI's taxonomy places the organism in Eukaryota, Metazoa, Chordata, Lepidosauria, Squamata, Varanidae. The record is from RefSeq and is a predicted model, not a curated record. The coding region runs from base 136 to 1191 and encodes 351 amino acids.